Oncorhynchus kisutch (coho salmon) is the source of this 4050-nucleotide messenger RNA. RefSeq names its product SRSF protein kinase 3. Gene Ontology annotation, molecular function: ATP binding; protein serine/threonine kinase activity. The record is from RefSeq and is a predicted model, not a curated record. NCBI's taxonomy places the organism in Eukaryota, Metazoa, Chordata, Actinopteri, Salmoniformes, Salmonidae. The transcript is spliced from 15 exons. Gene Ontology annotation, biological process: regulation of mRNA processing; peptidyl-serine phosphorylation; intracellular signal transduction. The coding region runs from base 85 to 2490 and encodes 801 amino acids. Gene Ontology annotation, cellular component: cytoplasm; nucleus.
CUUUUAAUUUGAAGGUUUUGUCAUUACAUAUGCACGUGACGUCAUCGUUUGUGCUGUUGGCAGAACGCAAGCUUCCCGACCAACAUGGAGAGAAAAGUUUUAGCUCUUCAAGCGAGGAAGAAGAGGGCAAAAGCGAAGAAGUCCAGCAAGAAGCAUCCUGCCCACCCCAGGGGGACAGCAGCCCAGCAGCAGCCCCAGCCAGAGGCCUCUCCCCAGGAGCCAGAUGAGCCUGAGGAGAUCCUAGGCUCUGAUGACGAGGAGCAGGAAGACCCCAACGACUACUGCAAAGGUGGCUACCACCAUGUAAAGAUAGGAGACCUGUUCAAUGGGAGGUACCAUGUGAUCAGGAAGCUGGGCUGGGGACACUUCUCCACUGUGUGGCUGGCCUGGGACAUACAGGUGAAGCGGUUUGUGGCUAUGAAGGUUGUGAAGAGUGCAGAGCAUUACACUGAGACAGCCGUGGAUGAGAUCAAACUGCUCAGAUCUGUGAGAAACACGGACCCUGACGAUCCCAAGAGGGAGAUGGUGGUUCAGCUACUGGAUGACUUCAAGAUCUCCGGUGUCAACGGGACUCAUGUGUGCAUGGUGUUUGAGGUGCUGGGGCACCACCUACUGAAGUGGAUCAUCAAGUCCAAUUACCAGGGCCUUCCUCUGCCCUGCGUCAAGAGCAUCAUACGCCAGGUUCUCCAAGGCCUGGACUACCUUCACACCAAGUGUGAGAUCAUCCACACUGACAUCAAGCCAGAGAACAUCCUGCUGACGGUGAAUGAGCCUUAUGUGAGGAGGCUGGCCGCAGAGGCUACAGAGUGGCAGAAAGCAGGGGCUCCCCCUCCCUCAGGGUCCGCAGUCAGCACAGCACCAGCUCCAAAAGCAGUGGCCAAAAUGUCCAAGAACAAGAAGAAGAAGUUAAAGAAGAAGCAGAAGCGUCAGGCGGAGCUGUUGGAGAAGUGCAUUCUGGAUCUGGAGGAGAUGGAGAAGGCUCCGGGGAGGGGAGAUGAGGAGGAUGAAGAUGAAGAGGACCCAGAGUCUCCAGUCUCUUCCAAACAGCAGCGGACAUGUUGUGCUCCGCUCAGACAGGUUUCCUUACAGGAGAUAGCCAGCCAAAACACAACCGUGUACAUUGCGGGUGCGGAAGUUACGCGGAUCGUACCAGAAAGCAUAAUAACUGAGGUAGAGGUGAACUUUAACGGCCUUCGUCCUGAGGAAGAGGAAGAUGAAACAAAGGAGAGGAAGGCACAGUGGAAGGAGGAAGACCAACACAACGGUAAAACAGACCCAGCAGAAGAUCACGGGCUUCUUCAGGAGUCAAACCCACAGGAGUCAAUAUUAUCAAACCCACAGGAGUCAAUAUUAUCAAACCCACAGGAGUCAAUAUUAUCAAACCCACAGGAGUCAAUAUUAUCAAACCCACAGGAGUCAAUAUUAUCAAACCCACAGGAGUCAAUAUUAUCAAACCCACAGGAGUCAAUAUUAUCAAACCCACAGGAGUCAACAUUAUCAAACCCACAGGAGUCAAUAUUAUCAAACCCACAGGGGUCAAUAUUAUCAAACCCACAGGGGUCAAAAAAGGUGUCAAAUGGUCAGGAGUCUCCACCUCCUCAACCCGUGUGUAACGGCCUGGUGUCCCCAGAAACAGAGGAACCUAAGACCCCAGAGAGUGAGGGGAGUGGAACUCUACCCAGGAAGGUGACUGAGAUAAGGAGAGAAGCAUCUGAGAUGGAGUCAACAAGCUUCAGGGUCCCGGAGGAGGAGGAGCUGUCACCGGAAGAGGAGGAACAGGAGAAGAAGAAUCAGAAGGAAGUCACGGAGGAGGCGCAGGAUAGGAGUUGGGAGGAGGAGGAGCAGAACAGGAGUCAUGGGGAGGAGGAGGAGGCCACAGAGAUGCUGGAUGACAUCCAGUAUGGAGGAGAACAGGAGAGUCUAAAGGAUGCCAAACUAGCAGCAGGAAACCUCCUGGUCAACCCCCUGGAGCCACUUAAUGCAGGCAGACUGAAGGUCAAGAUAGCAGACCUGGGGAACGCCUGCUGGGUGCACAAGCACUUUACAGAAGACAUUCAGACGAGACAGUACCGUUCUCUAGAGGUGCUCAUUGGCUCUGGUUACAACACACCAGCUGACAUAUGGAGUACCGCCUGCAUGGCUUUUGAGCUGGCUACUGGGGACUACUUGUUUGAGCCCCAUUCCGGGGAAGAUUACUCCAGGGACGAAGACCAUAUUGCAUUGAUCAUUGAGCUGCUGGGGCAAGUCCCACGCAAACUCAUAACGGCUGGGAAAUAUUCCAAGGAUUUUUUCACCAAGAAAGGUGACCUGAAGCACAUCACCAAGCUGAAGCCAUGGGGGUUACUAGAGGUGCUGCAGGAUAAGUAUGAGUGGCCCAAAGAGGAGACUGAUUGUUUCGCCGACUUCCUCCUCCCCAUGCUGGAGCUGGUACCAGAGAAGAGGGCCACGGCCGCGGACUGCCUGCGCCACCCCUGGAUCGCCCCCCAGUGACAGCCUCCAGUACUGCAAAUCAAAAUACCCCGAUGCCUGUUCAGUAGGCAAACAUUGUGGAAUGUUGCAGAUAACUGUCAUGACUAGAGGUGACAUGAUUCCCUUUUCUACGUGUCAUAGAGGCAUUCAUGUUCUACAUUAAGAGACUUCUCUAUCAGAACAUUCCAGAACGUUUUGUUCUGCUGAAUGCACCCCCUUGGCCUGGAUUGCCCUCCCCAAUGGAGCCUUCCAACUACUGCAAUGUAAAACCAUGUGGCCAUGUUCAGGAGGAUGUAAAGUUACUGAACCUUCAGAUGUAUGGUGUUGAACAGAGAUACGAUCAUCUGUCAAAUAGAAUAGGGAAUUGGGUCCACUUUAUUCAUUCAGUUUCUAUCUUCAAUGUCACGGUUUGACAUUUUUUUGUCAUUUAGCAGAUACGUUUAUCCAGAGCGACUAAGUGUCUGCUAAAUGAGUGAAAAGUCAAAUGAGCUUUUCAUUUUUCUAAAUACACCCCUGGAUGUAUUCCCUCUAGUGGUCGUCUCUGGUCACUGCGAUGCAAAUUAAACCCCUCACAAGAGACUUGUUGCAACAGAGCACUUUCCAAUUCAACCAUAUCUGAGAUGACUUAUUUAUUUCUGUUUUAGUUUGGUUUUCUUACAUUGUCUUCUUAUUAUCAUCAAGGAGCGUCUACGUUUUGUAUUUGUUUCUUUCCUUUGUAUUGAUUGUAGGCAAUAAGACUGUAGGCAACGUUGGUUUAUGGUCAUUUUGGCGGUCCAGAAUUCUGUGCUCCGUACACUACUCACUUGUAUGAGGACUUGUCUUUGUAAUUGUUGUUAUUGUGACUCUCUCACCACCAUCUUGUUUUGUUUAAUUCCGGCACAAGACCUGGAAAAAAAAUCAAGAUCAAUGAACUUCCCUUCACUUUAGUAAUCCUGUUUCUGUUAAAUAACUUGAUACCACUUGUUUUCUCUCCUCUGAUAAAACAUCAUUGAUGUCUGUCUGUGUUCACUUUUAAGAGUUCUUCUGUGUUACUCCUUCAUCCGUAAGGCAUUUUGUUUUGUGUUAAGCGUAGUAUUAGGAAGCUGUACAUAGGGCAGAUGAACGGACUCGUAGGUUGCACUCUACUCUCCUUUCUGACUGAACUAUUUGUAGGUCUCCACCCCCCAUAAAUACAAUGGAGGACAGCCAGUUAAAAACCAUUUUCAAAAUCUGUUUAUAAUACCAACUUUGCAUAUAUUCACUUUGAGCCAAUGGGAGACUGGUUUUGUGGGUUUAACUAAAUAAUAUAUGUUCAUAAGAACACCACCCGAAAGAAGAGAGAUUGUGGAAAGAUAUAUAAAAUUACGUGUGGCUGUGUGUGUGUGUGUGUGUGUGUGUGUAUAUAUAAAUAACUGUACCAAGGAAUUUGCCUUUCUGUAUAUUACAGCUGUGUACAGUUUUUAAUCAAUUGUAGUGUGUGGCUGAAAUGGCACCCUUUUUCCCUAUGUAGGGUGCCAUUUAAGGUGGACACUACUAUGUCUGGGUAGUACUGUGUCAAUAAAGGAUAUGGAAGAAGUGUGAAAGCUCUGUUGGGUGAACGUC